Messenger RNA from Dibothriocephalus latus, 175 nucleotides. The record is from the annotation of a GenBank genome assembly. NCBI's taxonomy places the organism in Eukaryota, Metazoa, Platyhelminthes, Cestoda, Diphyllobothriidea, Diphyllobothriidae.
GGUGAAGCAUGUGGAAGCGGCGGUGGAGGCCUUCGCCGUAGAAACUUUGCUCAUCUCCGAUGCCCUCUUUCGCUCAAAGGAUCUGACAGCACGAAAACGCUUUGUGGGUCUUGUGGACUCGGUGAAGGAGAACCAGGGCACUGUGCGCAUAUUCUCCAGUAUGCACGUGUCUGGC